AUGACGGUAGUCUCCAGCAUGGCUACCUACUCGCAAACACUGAUUUUACCUGUUCCACCAAGGAGGAGGAAUCAAAGAAGAGCCUCUGUGCGGGUCAGAUGAAAAAAAGAAAAAAAGCUCCACCAUCCCGACAUGAGAUUUUGAGGCUCAGCCGAGUCCGGGAGCGGAUCCAGCAGCAAACUCCAGCCUGUGGCCACACAGCAGGGACACAGCUCACCCGUUUGUCAUAAUACGCUAUUUGACUAAACCCAGGGUAAACACACAGGCACCGACUGGCGGGUUGUUGUUGCUGCUGCUGCUGCCUUUGUUUAAUAUCACAAAUCGGGUGAAUUAUCUGGCUGGAAAGCUGUGCAGACGUCCGGAAUAUUCACCGCUGCGUUUUGAUUUCUCAUCUGGACCACAACACAACUUCCAGCACGUCACAAGUUGAGUAUUUUAUAACAUUUGCGGACCACAGGCACUCUUCUCCAACAGCAUGACAGACGAGGAUUGAGGAAGGGGGCUGACUGUCAAGCGAAUAAAUGGAGAAAUGCCCCGUUAGCCUCAGAGAAGUGUCUGCUCUCCCCCCUUCAGGUAGGACACCCAACUAAUGCCCUCCUAUAUGGAGAUGUUUGAUGAGCAAACACGGCAACAGCUCCGCAGACAGCAGCAAUAUUCACACCUAUACUCCAUUCACUGCAGAUAUAAGCCGGUGUGGUUCGCACAGCCAUGGCCUUCGGAUCGAGAAGACCGUGGAUGAGCGUGGUGAUCGGGGUGUUUGUGGGAUUCACCGCGGCCUCCUGGCUCAUCGUGCCCCGGGUGCUGGAAAUCAGUGGGAAAAGAAAGAAGUCUCCUAUGUGCUCCUAUUACAGCGAUGCCGUCGGAAAAGUGCCUGAAAUUAUCGGGGACGCCGCGGGUGUCGGCAGCAGAAAACGGGACAGCGCGCCGGCCAGUCAGGGGAGCAGCAAAGAGGAGGAGGAGGAGGACAGGGUGUACCGGACGGGGAACGGGAGCGGGGACAACGGGAGAGCCAUACCCCGGCCUCGGCAUUUCCUCUACGUCGGCGUCAUGACAGCCAAGAAGUACCUGGACACGCGCGCCGUGGCCGCCUACAACACCUGGGCGCGCUCCAUCCCGGGCAGGGUCGAGUUCUUCUCGAGCGCCGGCUCGGAUCAAGUCCAUGUGCCCGUGCCCGUCCCGGUGGUGUCACUGGCGGGGGUCGACGACACAUACCCACCACAGAAGAAGUCCUUCAUGAUGCUCAAGUACAUCCACGACCACUACCUGGACCAGUACCAGUGGUUCAUGCGGGCGGACGAUGAUGUUUACAUCAGAGGUGAGAAGCUGGAGUUGUUCCUGCGGGGGCUCAACAGCAGCAAGCCCCUCUACCUCGGCCAGACAGGCCUGGGCAUGGCUGAGGAGCUGGGCAAGCUGGCCCUGGAGCCCGGAAACUUCUGUAUGGGAGGUCCUGGCAUGAUUUUCAGUAGAGAAGUGCUGCGCAGGAUGGUGCCCCACAUUGGUACCUGUCUCAAGGAGAUGUACACCACCCACGAAGAUGUGGAAGUGGGCCGCUGUGUGCGACGCUUUGGAGGAACGCAGUGUGUUUGGUCCUAUGAGAUGCAGCAGCUAUUUUAUGAGAACUAUGAACCCAACAAGAAAGGUUUCAUCGAAGAGCUUCACAGCAGCAAGAUCCACAAUGCCAUCACACUCCACCCCAACAAAAAACCUGCCUACCAGUACCGACUUCACAGCUACAUGUUGAGCCGGGAGAUCUCAAGGCUGCGUUACCGCACCAUCCUGCUCCACCGUGAGAGCCUGACCAUGAGUCACCUCAGUGAUACAGAAGUGCAGUGGGAGGACCAACAGCUGGGUGUGCCACCAACCUAUAUGCGUUACCAGCCCAGUGACAGGAAUGAUGUAAUUGAGUGGGAUUUCCUCACUGCUCGCCAUCUUUACACUACAGGUGAGAACCAUUUACCCCGGCAAGGCCUUGGGAGCUUGCUUCGCGCUGCACUAGAAGACACGAUACUCCAGGUUAUGGAAAUGAUUAAUGAGAAUUCCAAAGCUCGUGGCCGUGUCAUUGACUUCAAAGAGAUUCAGUAUGGCUAUCGCAGGGUGGAUCCCAUGCACGGUGCAGAGUAUAUCCUGGACUUGCUGCUUCUGUACAAGAAGCACAAGGGACGAAAAGUAACAGUGCCUGUUAGACGGCACGCCUACCUUCAGCAGUCCUUCAGCCGACCUUUCUUCACUGAAUCUGAGGAGUUAGAUGUGGCCGAACUCAUGGACGCUAUCAACUCUGAAUCCCAGUCCCUGUCUUUCCUGUCCAGCUCUCUGAAGCUCUUUUCACCCUUCCAGUUCUCUGAAUCAACCAAGGAGAUGCGGGAGCGAAACCGGAAGAUGGUUAACAUCCUGGUCCCGCUGACAGGCCGAUACGACACCUUUGCCCGUUUCAUGGAGAACUUUGAGAAGACGUGCUUAAUCCCCAAACAAAAUGUUAAACUGGCCAUAAUUCUGGUAGACAAUCAAAACAAUCAGGACAAAGACAAACAGAUUGAAUUAAUCAAGGACUACCACAAGAAGUAUCCCAAAGCCAACCUUUCAGUCAUCCCCAUGAGAGGGGAUUUUUCACGAGGUCUGGCUCUGGAGCUGGGCUCCUCACAGAUCGAUAAUGACACACUGCUAUUCUUUUGCGAUGUUGAUCUCGUAUUCAACGGAGACGCCUUGCAACGCUGCAGAGACAAUACCAUCCAAGGAAGACAAGUCUAUUUUCCUGUUGUCUUUAGUCAGUACGACCCCAAAAUAGUCUAUGCCGGGAACACACCAGACAAAAGCACAUUCGUGUUCACCAAGAAAAGUGGUUUCUGGCGAGAUUAUGGUUUUGGAAUAACUUGCAUUUUUAAGAGUGAUUUAUUAAGAACUGGUGGUUUUGACACCUCAAUCCAAGGCUGGGGAUUGGAAGAUGUAGACUUGUUCACAAAGGUUAUAAACUCUGACUUGAAAGUGUUCCGCAGUCAGGAGCCAGGAAUCGUCCACAUGUAUCACCCUGUUCACUGCGACACAAGCCUUGAGUACAAGCAACACAAAAUGUGCCUUGGGUCAAAAGCAAGUACGUAUGCAUCGACCAUGCAGUUAGCAGAGCUGUGGCUGGAGAAACACACAGGGGUGGGUUAUAACAGAACUGCAUCUUGACAUUAUUCUUGCCUCCUUCAUGCAAGGUUACCUCAGUUCUGCUUGAGUGCAGACAACAGUGGACUGUGUGUAUUGUGGUGUGAGUAUGGAUGUACAACAGAUAGAGACCAAGCAUAAAAGUACAAGUACUAAAUGUAACAGGAAUAUUAGGGUACUUUCAAUUGUCUUUUGUGCAAUUAUUUUUGAAAAAAAUGGUUAUUUGUUCUUUUUUGUGUCAAUCAGUUCUUUGCAGCGUCUUCCAAAGUACCUAAUCAUCAUCAUCAUGGGUUUUCCUUAGAUAUAUAAGGUGGUUAGUUUGUUGUUUUUUUGUUUUUUUUUUCUUACUGCCAUUAUUAUCAUGAAGUUUACAUCAUUGCCUCAGGACAACAUACCCAGUGCAAUGCAGUCUUCAUUGAUUGCUGGACAUGGUACCCAGCCUCUACUAUGAAAAAGACACUUGCAAACAGAAAUGAUCAAUCGUAAUUAUAGUGAUGUUGAUAAUCAUGUAAUCAAGAAAGUAUGACAAAAAUCCUUAAAAGUCCCAGAUAUUUUUUUCUACAAAUAUAUACAAAUAAGAAUUAAAGGUAUUUCAUCUGCAGUA
This is a messenger RNA of Myripristis murdjan (pinecone soldierfish), 3748 nucleotides long. RefSeq names its product chondroitin sulfate synthase 3 (gene chsy3). NCBI's taxonomy places the organism in Eukaryota, Metazoa, Chordata, Actinopteri, Holocentriformes, Holocentridae. Gene Ontology annotation, cellular component: Golgi cisterna membrane. Gene Ontology annotation, molecular function: glucuronosyl-N-acetylgalactosaminyl-proteoglycan 4-beta-N-acetylgalactosaminyltransferase activity. The record is from RefSeq and is a predicted model, not a curated record.